CAGCCGAAGGAGAUCCAGAUCGAUAUGGUCAAUGCGAUCGUGUUUGGCCAGAUGGAUGUUCUCAACAUCGUGCGUACUGGCGAGGGCAAGAGUAUCACCUUCCAGGCGGUCACAAUCAUAACCGGCCUCAUCACCCUUCAGAUCACACCCCUCAACCGCAUUGGCGAUGAACACGCCGAGGAUCUUCGUCGCAUUGCAGAAGCCUCAUCCAGCGGUGGACUCCUGGAAGAACUGGAAGCUGGCGAUCGAACACACUGGAUUGUCGGCCCAGAGACUGCUGCAGAGCCAACCUUUCGCGCGUUGGUCAAGCGUGUGCGCAACAAGAUCGGACUUCUCGUAAUUGACGAGUCUUAUCUUGUAAUGAAGUGGAUUAAGUUUCGCGAGGAGUAUGCCCAGAUUGGUGAGCUGCGCAGCGGCUUGAGGCUAGAUGCGCCGAUGCUGUGCGUGUCGGCGACCAUCUCGGUUGAGACUGAGGCGUUCUUGUUAAGCAGCGACUCGGUGGGUAUGCGUCCAGUCGGCGAUGGAGCGUUCCAUACGCAGGUCAUCCGUGGGAGCAUCGAUCGGCCAGACACCACGUACAUCGUCAAGAACAUCCCUUCGAACGCAGUUGACUACGACUAUCUGUCCUUCCUCGUGCGGAAGGCAGUCGACGACAAUGGCCAUGCCAGCCCUGGCUCGAUGGACAAGGCGCUGGUAUUCAUCGAUGGCCGCACCGCGGUUACCAACUUCUGCAACAUUGUGCGUGGAUGGCUCGUUGAGAAAACGCAGAGCCAGCCACUCGAGCAUCGAUACACGAACGAUAGCAGUGGUGGCCAUGAUGUCGACAAGAUCGUGUCCUUCUACACUGCCCAUGUCGCUCCGCAUGACCAGGACAAGCGAUACAAUGAGUUCAAGAAG
This is a messenger RNA of Zymoseptoria tritici IPO323, 897 nucleotides long. RefSeq lists its product as uncharacterized. The record is from RefSeq and is a predicted model, not a curated record. Lineage: Eukaryota; Fungi; Ascomycota; Dothideomycetes; Mycosphaerellales; Mycosphaerellaceae. Gene Ontology annotation, biological process: double-strand break repair via homologous recombination. Gene Ontology annotation, molecular function: nucleic acid binding; ATP binding; 3'-5' DNA helicase activity. Gene Ontology annotation, cellular component: cytoplasm; nucleus; chromosome. The transcript is spliced from 3 exons. The annotation marks the transcript as partial.